AAAAUGGUAGAAUAUCACUAACGUGCGCUUCAGCCCCCACGCAAUAAAGCACAAACUUUUUCGUUCUCCCGCCAUCCCUUUUCUCCUCUCUUUAUUCACCAACGCUCCAAUUCUACUCUCUCUAAAGGACAAAGAGAAAUAAAAAUUGAAAAAUGGAAAUUCCAGUUAUUGAUCUGGCUCCAUACUUGGAAUCCUCAUUGAAAUUAUCAGAUUCUGAUGAAGAAGAGCUCGAUCCACAGGUGAAGUGUCUGUGCUCGGAGGUGAGCCGAACCCUAAGGGAGACGGGAGUAUUACUAGUCAAAGACCCGCGAUGCACAGCACAAGACAACGAUCUGUUCAUCGAUAUGAUGGAGAAAUACUUCGAAAUGCCUGAAGAUUUUAAACGCCUCCAAGAACGCCCUCAUCUCCAUUAUCAGGUUGGAGUGACACCUGAAGGAGUUGAAGUACCUCGUAGUCUAGUUGAUGAAGAAAUUCAAGAGAAGCUAAGAGCAAUGCCCCUAGAGUUCCAGUCAUCGGCUCUCACUGGACCAGAUCCUAAGUGGCGAUUCAUGUGGAGAGUUGGCCCACGACCAUCAAACACCCGUUUUAAGGAGCUUAAUUCGGAGCCUGUAAUACCUGAGGGAUUUCCUGAGUGGGAAGAUACCAUGAAUUCAUGGGGACAUAAGAUGAUAUCUGCAAUAGAGGCUGUUGCUGAAAUGGCAGCCAUUGGCUUUGGCCUGCAGAAGGCUGCAUUCACUUCUCUUAUGAAGCAGGGACCUCAUCUGCUUGCUCCAACAGGGAGUGACCUACGACGUCACGGCCAAGUAGGCACUGUGUUUGCUGGAUAUCACUAUGACCUCAACUUCCUUACAAUUCAUGGAAGAAGUAGAUUCCCAGGUCUAAAUAUUUGGCUAAGAAAUGGACAAAAAAUGGAAGUGAAGGUUCCCGUGGGAUGUCUCCUCAUUCAAACAGGAAAGCAGAUAGAGUGGUUGACUGGAGGAGACUGCAUAGCUGGCAUGCACGAGGUUGUUGUGACUAACCGGACGACUGAUGCAAUCAAACUAGCCUUGGAGCAAAACCGCAGCCUGUGGAGAGUGUCCUCAACGCUUUUUGCACACAUAGCAUCAGAUGCUGUGUUUAAACCUCUAGGCCACUUCGUGGAAUCCCCCCUUGCCCGCAAGUAUCCUCCCAUGCAUGCUGGAGACUUUGUCGAACAAGAGCUUUCUGUCAUUAAUCUCAAAGGCAGUAAAGGCGACCUUUGAUAACUUUUAACAACUUGAAUGCGGUUCAUUUAAUGUCAAUAACACUUGGAGAUUCAAAUAUUUGGUGGGCAGAUAGCAGGAAUGCUGGAUUUGAUCUAGUCAUUCAAUUUCUUAGUUUCCCUAAAUUGUUUAUAAGACACUGUAUGAAUUUGUGCUCAAUUAAUUUUACUCCAAGACAAUUGUUGUGAACAAUUUAUUAUUUUUGUUUCCAAUGUUGAAAUGCUGAUCCUAUCUUCUUACCUGAUUUGUGCGUAGUUUAUUCCAUUACAAUGCAAAACUGAUAAAUAACACUGCAUUCGCCUAGUCAGCAGGUCAAAAUGUAUAUUUUAGUCUCUAAUCUACAGGUGGUGUACAUAUUGACAGUAAGCUGCAAAUUGGAAUUUUCUCCAGAAAUCAUUGACCCUUUUGUAUAGGAGGGCCAUUUCAUGAAAUCUGGGUGUCGUAACUGCAUGGAAAGGUGCCAAAUUCAUGUCAACGCUGUAGAGCAGAGUUAGCUAGCUCUUACAGGAAAGCAAUGGACAGAUGAGUUGUGGCAGCAGUUACUUCUCAAUGCUUGUUCAGCUGAUACCUUGCAGGGCCUCAGUGAUUCCAUUGAUACACAUGCCUCCAACCGAGGCUUGCUGUGCUGCCAUUAAAGCUCUAGGUCAGCCUUGUCUCUGUGCACUUUUGAAUGGACCGACCAUUUCAGGGGUCGACCGGAAAAUGGCCGUUCAGCUUCCUGAUAAGUGCAUGGCCUACUUUGAACCAUGUCAAAUUACGAAGUAAACUGCAAAAAGCAUUGGAACAAGUUCAUGAAUAAGUGUGUGGAGGGCUACUAAUGAGCCUUAUGUAGUUUUCUUUAUCUAGUAAUCAUGUAACAGAUAAAUUUGUAUUAAAAACCAGAGUCAAAUCCCAGAAGCUUCGUGUUAAUUAAUGUGUGGAUUUUUCUAGUGUAUGUUGUUCUCUUUUCUUUCU
Molecule: messenger RNA, 2195 nt
Organism: Olea europaea var. sylvestris
Lineage: Eukaryota; Viridiplantae; Streptophyta; Magnoliopsida; Lamiales; Oleaceae
Exons: 9
Coding region: 153-1241 (362 amino acids)
Source: RefSeq, a predicted model, not a curated record